AGUGCACCUGGGGGCUAAAAUCCUGGCUUUUCCUUUUGCAGCGCCAGGAGCGUUAGUCACAAUUGCGUUUGUUGGCGACGUCUCCUAUCUCCGGUCGGUGUACCGAGUCCUAAUUCAUUAAUUCAUUUCGAAUACACUCUCCGAGACGUGGGUGACAGUUAUGGGCCGCUGACAGCCGUCGAAUCAUCCGGUUCAUCUGAUCUAUAAAGGGGGCGGACCGCACCGUAGGUGAAGCCUGAGAGAAUCGCAGAUCUUGCCCUCAAGAGUAUCCUGCACUGUAUUGCCUGGCGCCCAAGAUGUUUCUCCGCAGGGAAUUUGGGGCUGUUGCAGCCCUAUCUGUGCUGGCCCAUGCUGCUCCCGCACCUGCUCCGAUGCAGCGUAGAGACAUCUCCUCUACCGUCUUGGACAAUAUCGACCUCUUCGCCCAAUACAGUGCAGCAGCUUACUGCUCCUCCAACAUCGAGUCCACCGGCACGACUCUGACCUGCGACGUAGGCAAUUGCCCUCUCGUCGAGGCAGCCGGUGCCACGACCAUCGAUGAGUUUGACGACAGCAGCAGCUACGGCGACCCGACGGGGUUCAUCGCCGUUGACCCGACGAACGAGUUGAUCGUUCUGUCUUUCCGGGGUAGUUCCGACCUCUCGAACUGGAUUGCCGACCUAGACUUCGGCCUCACCUCCGUAAGCAGCAUCUGUGAUGGCUGUGAGAUGCACAAGGGCUUCUAUGAGGCCUGGGAAGUCAUUGCCGACACCAUCACAUCCAAGGUGGAGGCCGCUGUCUCCAGCUAUCCGGACUACACCCUCGUGUUCACCGGACACAGCUACGGCGCUGCAUUGGCGGCUGUCGCGGCCACCGUGCUCCGCAACGCCGGAUACACUCUUGACCUGUACAACUUCGGCCAGCCCCGUAUCGGCAACCUUGCUUUAGCUGACUACAUCACCGACCAAAACAUGGGCAGCAACUACCGCGUCACGCACACCGACGACAUCGUGCCUAAGCUGCCUCCGGAACUGCUGGGCUACCACCACUUCAGUCCGGAGUACUGGAUCACCAGCGGUAAUGAUGUGACGGUGACUACGUCGGACGUGACCGAGGUUGUGGGGGUGGAUUCGACGGAUGGGAAUGACGGCACGCUGCUUGACAGUACGACUGCCCAUCGGUGGUACACGAUCUACAUAAGUGAAUGCUCGUAGAGCAUCACUAGUGCUGUGCAGUGAUUAUGUGGGUUGGAUAUAGUCAAGAUGAAAUGAAUCUGUAUAUAGUUCUAAUAAUAACAGACGAAGUAAAUAGGCUAGUCUGAUCAUGAAACCGUUCGUUCGAGGCAUUUGCUGACUUGUAACUAUCCCAAGGAAAGUUCAACUAAAACUGUUACCGUCUUCACUACCCAAAGACAAGAGGCAGAGAAAGCAGCAAGUAAUACCGAAGAAUCCCCGACCCGUCCAUCCACU
Molecule: messenger RNA, 1448 nt
Organism: Aspergillus welwitschiae
Lineage: Eukaryota; Fungi; Ascomycota; Eurotiomycetes; Eurotiales; Aspergillaceae
Product: lipase family protein
Exons: 4
Coding region: 297-1193 (298 amino acids)
Biological process (GO): lipid catabolic process
Source: RefSeq, a predicted model, not a curated record